AUGGAUGCUAGACGAAAGCACUGGAAAGACAAUAUGCUCACUCCCCUUGUUAAUGAGCAUGAUGUUCUAGAAGAGGCUGCUCCUCUUCAGUCUUACUCUGAAGAAACACCUGCAAACAAACCCAGGAGGAUGGGGAGAAUUUCUAACUUUUCCAGUAGAAACUUUCAUGAAGGAAGUAAAUUUAAGAGAAAAGACUAUUGUUCCCAGAUAGUGGAAAGAGAACACAACCCGAAUUUACGAGAGAGAAGGAUGAACACGCCAAAGAAUGUGGCAAACACAAAUGCUGCUGCCUGGGACUUGCGUGAUUGGGAUGGUGCAACCAAGGAAAGUUCUCACAAAAGGGAGAGUGCCUCCGCGUGGAAUAAGAAGGAACUGCGGGCUGCAGCACAUGGCACCAGGAAGAAAUGGACAGAACCAAUCCCUCCAAAAGUCCGCCUGCACCUCCUGAACGAGGAGCUGGGAGAUCUUAACCUGAAAUGCCGGGCGAUCGAAGAGGACUUUGAAAAUGCUGAAAAAGAACUUUUGAACUCUCGAAAGGAAGCCUCGACGAAAUCUGUCAAUUUUCAAGAACCAGGAACGGCUGCUUCAAAGAAUGACCGGGAAAUGCAAGCUUUAAGAAACGACCUGUCUGAAAAAGCUACAAACGUGAAAAACUUAACCGAAGAGCUCCAUCAAGCCAAAGAAGUCAUGUACAGGUUGAAUCUGGAGAACAGAAACUUGAAAGACGCUGUCAAAAAAAUGAAGCGUGAAACUGAACUCAGUACCGCGCUCCUGAGGGAAGAGAUGAAGUUGUUUUACGAGCUGGAAAUGGAAAAGAUCCGCUUAGAGCUGGGUGCCCUCAGGAAUGAGCUGAGAGCUGAGAAAUCCCAGCGAGCUAAGAACACCAGAGCCCUGGAGUUGCUUGGAAAACAUGUUGCUUCCCUGGUAAGGUCACCGCAUACAGCUGACCACUUUACUGGGAAUGUUUUUUAA
Molecule: messenger RNA, 972 nt
Organism: Cricetulus griseus (Chinese hamster)
Lineage: Eukaryota; Metazoa; Chordata; Mammalia; Rodentia; Cricetidae
Source: RefSeq, a predicted model, not a curated record